UAUAUAUACGAUACACAUGAUGAGGAUGCCAUUCAUCGUUUCACCUUUCCUCAUGUUCUUCAUCCUUCUACCCUUAACCUUCAGUUGGAGAACACUCUAGGAGCAUUCAUGGCCAACCAACCCAAAAAGAAGCAACCUUUUCGGUUUUGGCCAUGGAACCCAAGCACCACUCCUCGUGUAUCCGGGAAGGCCUCUUCAUCGAAACCGCCAAAAACAACAGCCCCAGCUCCAUCUAAACCGACGUCGAAAAGGCCCUCCCUACCUACAUCAACCACACCAUCACCAUCUCCUUUGUCUGUACCUUCACCUCAGGAACGACGACAACCACCCUCGACGAAGCUUUCUCCAGUCUCAAGCCCCACUCCGCGAGAUGAAGAUCCAAUGCCGGAAAUAUCUACAGUUCAAUUAUCACCAGAAGAAGAGUAUAUAGCACCUCCGCCUACACCUCUGCCUACACCUUCACCAAAAGCAUCACCUUCAAGGCAGGCAACUGACAAAGUGCCUCAACAGCCUACUCCUCCAAGUAGAUUCUCUCCGGCCUCAAGCUCAUCUCCAGGAGGAUCAAGAAGAGAAGAUCCAGCUGCAACGACCCACAUAUCACCAACUCCAUCUCAAGGUGUUCAUCAACCGCAACAACCGACAGAAACUCAGGAAGUAUCUCAAACCUCAACAACCUUGCAAACUGAAAUGCAUGAUAAGAAAACUAAAGAACCUAAGUCCCCAACUCAUCGACAACAAGUCCUUACUCAGGAAUCGCAAACUACUCAACCUCCAAAACAAGUAGAACCAGAUUCACAAUUAACACAGCCAGAAACUGUAUCUGCACCUGAGUUAGGACACACAAUAGAGACCAUGAUUCCUACGAGUAGAGCAAUUCCGGAAGGAACACCAUUAACUGAACAAGAAUCAAAGGCAGUACAAGAGAAAAGGAUAACGCAUCCAGAGUCAGUAGCAAACACAUACACUCCUCAGCUUCGGGAAAAACAAGAAAUGGAUGUUGAAAAAAAAGAAGACUCGGAGGCCUCCGUACAUACACAAGCUAAUGCUGAAACUGUAAAUGAGAAACAGCCAACACCAUAUCGACAAACACUAGAGGAAAGACCUAAACAUGUAGAUGUAGACAGCACAACAAAAGAUCUUGAAGUUACAAGAGAGAUAAGCCAUCGCAGUCAAAAAACAAAAAUAACAAAUGAAAAAAUUGAAGAGAAGCAACCUGAUAUGCAAGUAAGUAAGAAGGGUUUAGAAGAAAAGCAGAAAACAACGCUGGAUCCAGAGAUUCCACGAGCUUCUGCAACUCGUGGAGGACACGAUCUCCAAACAGAGAACAAGAUGUUGAAUAUCAAGCACUCACUACAAGGGGAUAGUGAAUGUGGAAUAAGCAUUAUUACUCUAGCUGGAGAAAAUAGUGGUGCAUCCAUGCACAUAGGACGCAGGACACUUGAUACGGCAUGUUCUAGGAGAGGGUCCAAGAUUGAAGAGCAUCCAAGUGCAGGAAGCAAGGUCAAUGACAAAGCUCUCAUGGAUGCACCUAAAAUGGCAAGUACUGAAGUCCCCUCCAUUAGCACAAGUGUGAAUAGCAAUGUUCAGAGCAUCAACAACUCAUUGAUUCAUGAGAGCUCUUGCAUCCAAGAAGAUCCAGGAGUUCACAUGAUCUUCUCUACUAAACCAGCUAAAUUUGCAAAUUCAAAUGAUGAGGUAAGACCAAUCCAGUCCCUGCAGAGUGCAUUUCAAACGAAUCCUGCUCAAUCUCUCACCAACCAGCAUAAUAUCAGAAAGGGGAAUGCCUGAGACCCUUUAGCUAGCAUAUCAGAGAAAUUUCUAUGUUGUAAUUGAUCUGGUUCUCAAUAUAGCAUUGAUGAGAAAAAAUUUUAUGGCAUUUACAUAUGUCUGUCCAUGCUUGCACUUUAAUUUGUAGAAUGGAGAGUGUAGCAAUUUGCAUACUUAAUCAUAAAGCAAUUGUUUAAAUUGAUUGUUUUAUUA
Molecule: messenger RNA, 1980 nt
Organism: Zingiber officinale
Lineage: Eukaryota; Viridiplantae; Streptophyta; Magnoliopsida; Zingiberales; Zingiberaceae
Product: proteoglycan 4-like
Exons: 1
Coding region: 109-1788 (559 amino acids)
Source: RefSeq, a predicted model, not a curated record